This is a messenger RNA of Letharia lupina, 600 nucleotides long. RefSeq lists its product as uncharacterized. Lineage: Eukaryota; Fungi; Ascomycota; Lecanoromycetes; Lecanorales; Parmeliaceae. The transcript has 2 exons. The record is from RefSeq and is a predicted model, not a curated record. Bases 1 to 600 code for a protein of 199 amino acids.
AUGCCAGGCGAUAGUGGCACGAUCGAGAAGUUGCCAAAGGAGCUUCUACUACGGAUCUUAAGACAUCUGUAUCCUCCAGCUGCAUUCCAACCCUUUGACAUGGAGUCGAAUUGUCAGGAAGACAGCGCCUGGCAUGACAGGCUGCUAAGCGCUCAUUUCGAUAUCGUAAACUUCUCCAAGGUUCCCCGCUUGUUCCAUGCUCUAUCAGUCAGCUUGGCACAAAGCCACUCUCGAUUCAUCACCGAAGAAAAGAAAAAAGGCCUCAUACUCCAUGCAGUGAAUGAAUUCAGUCUGGCUUACGUCGAAAAGACGGGCAUGAUGCGUAAGCUGGAACGGGUCUUCCAGGGAGGAAUGCGUACGAUUACAAGCGAUAUUGUUGCGAAAGAAGCAGCGGAGCACUUCGAUCCAUUGAGUUGGCUUUAUGUCGGAUACAAUCACACACGUCGAGCAAUGCGGUGCAGGCAUAUUAUUCGACGUCCCGGAAAACUCGUGAGAGACGGUCACAUCGGGUUUGGAAAGGAUAAGUGGCUCGUGAGGUGGUUGGUGGUACUCGAGACGCCAGAGCAGCUGCCACCUCAAGUCCUUGCGGUGACGGUGUAG